This is a messenger RNA of Striga hermonthica, 1896 nucleotides long. Lineage: Eukaryota; Viridiplantae; Streptophyta; Magnoliopsida; Lamiales; Orobanchaceae. The record is from the annotation of a GenBank genome assembly.
AUGGCUGCCACCUCCAUUUCAUCCGCCUCAACCAAGCUCACAACCCAAAAUCAACUUUGCCGGCCACCGAGGAGAAGUUCAACCGCCUCCUCCGCCCACCUCUCCUUCUCCGCCCCGUCCAUUUCCCUCCAGAAGGCGUCCCUCACCGCCGGUCCCACAAAUCUUACCCCACGCGCCGCCGUGAUCCGAAAUGUUCUCAAGACGGCCGAGCAAUCGGAGCUGGCAUCCAGGUCACCGGAUCCGGAUCUGGCCGCCGGAUCUCCGAGACCCACGGUCCUGGUAUCCGAGAAGCUUGGUGAAGCCGGGCUCGAUCUGCUGCGCAGCUUUGGAAACGUCGAGUGCCUCUACAGCCUGUCUCCGGAGGAGCUGUGCGCGAAGGUCGCAGAGUGCGACGCGCUGAUCGUGCGGAGCGGGACGAAGGUGACGCGCCAGGUGUUCGAGGCGGCCAAGGGGAGGCUGAAGGUGGUGGGGCGUGCCGGCGUCGGGAUCGACAACGUGGAUUUGCAGGCGGCAACGGAGUUCGGAUGCCUGGUGGUGAACGCGCCGACGGCGAACACGAUUGCCGCCGCCGAGCACGGGAUCGCGCUGUUGGCCGCCAUGGCGAGGAAUGUCGCGCAGGCUGAUGCUUCCAUGAAAGCUGGAAAAUGGCAACGUAAUAAGUACGUUGGCGUGUCUAUGAUUGGCAAGACUUUGGCCAUCAUGGGAUUUGGAAAAGUUGGUUCUGAAGUUGCUAGGCGUGCGAAAGGUCUUGGAAUGAAUGUUAUUGCUCACGACCCUUAUGCUCCAGCCGAUAGAGCACGUGCCCUUGGUGUGGACUUAGUGUCUUUUGACGAGGCAAUCUCCACAGCAGACUUCAUUUCUCUCCACAUGCCUCUUACUCCAACCACUAACAAGAUAUUAAACGAUGAGACAUUUGCUAAGAUGAAGAAGGGAGUGCGCAUCAUAAAUGUCGCUCGGGGUGGUGUCAUUGAUGAAGAUGCACUAGUGAGGGCACUUGACAAUGGAACAGUAGCCCAGGCGGCCCUUGAUGUGUUCUCAGAGGAGCCCCCACCGAAAGACAGCAAAUUAGUUCAGCAUGAGAAUGUCACUGUUACACCUCAUCUUGGAGCCAGCACAAAGGAAGCACAGGAAGGAGUUGCAGUUGAAAUAGCCGAGGCAGUUGUUGGUGCCCUGAGAGGCGAACUCUCGGCAACUGCAGUGAAUGCUCCCAUGGUCCCUCCCGAGGUCUUAUCCGAGCUGGCUCCUUACGUCACCCUAGCCGAGAAGCUCGGUCGGAUAGCUGUGCAGCUGGUCACGGGAGGGAGUGGGAUCCAAACGGUGAAAGUUAUCUACCGCUCGGCCCGAGACCCUGACAGCCUGGACACCCGCCUCUUGCGGGCCAUGAUCACAAAAGGCCUAAUCGAGCCCAUCUCGGAUGCUCACAUCAACCUCGUCAAUGCCGACUUCACUGCCAAGCAGAAAGGCAUCCGCAUAAGCGAGGAGCGGGCUUUAUCCGACUCGUCUACCGAAAGCCCAAUUCAAUCCAUCCAGGUCCAGAUCAGCAGUGUCAAAUCAAAAUUCGCAAGCGCCUUAUUGGAGAACGGAAAUAUUAGCAUCGAGGGGAAAGUGAAAUAUGGGGACCCGCACCUGACCCGCGUGGGCCCGUUCAGCGUGGACGUGAGUUUGGAAGGGAACGUUAUACUGUGCCGCCAGGUGGACCAGCCUGGGAUGAUUGGGCGUGUUGGGAGUAUUCUUGCGGAGAGUAAUGUGAACGUGAGCUUCAUGAGUGUGGGGAGGGUGGUGAAGAGGACAAAGGCGAUUAUGGCCAUAGGGGUGGAUGAGGAGCCCGAUAAGGAUACGCUCAGGAAGAUUGGGGAAGUGCCAGCCAUUGAGGAGUUUGUGUUUCUUGAUCUUUAA